AUAAAUUAACAUGCUUAUAACACGAAGAAUAUCAGUUCACAUUGUGCCCUCACUCUCUGAAAAAAUGGAAAGACAGGAAGAUGAAAACACACAUGGGGAGACUGUGCAGGCCACUACAUUUCACCUCCUUUUCAGAGCUUUACCCCUCCCUCUCUGUAUUGCAGCAAUGGUCAUCAUGCUUCACAACAGCCAGACCAAUGAUUAUGGAGCUCUUCACUACUCCAAUGUUGCUGCAUUCAAGUAUUUGAUCUAUACAAAUGGGAUCUGUGCUGGAUACUCUCUGUUGUCGGCCAUAGACUCUGCUCUUUUUGCAGGUCUUCAGAGCUUAACUAGAGCGUGGAUCAUCUUUAUUUUGGAUCAGGUUUUGACAUAUGUAACCCUAACUUCGGUGGCCACUGGUGUGGAGAUUUUAUUCCUGAGCUACGAGGGAGAUCACAAAGUAACAUGGAGUAGAGUUUGUGUUUCGUUUGACAAAUUCUGUUAUAAAGCGAGGACAUCCAUUUUCUUAAGUAGUGUUGUCCUUGUGUGUUUUGUUGUGAGCUCCAUCAUUUCAGCUUACAAGCUUUUCACCAAUUACGAGCCGCCCCUGACAAUUGAAGAUCAUCAAAACCAGUCUGAGGGCUGAAGUGGGGGAAGAUUUUCAGUCAUAGUUUUAGUAUAUUGUCUGUAAUAUUUACACAUGUUAAAGAAGGAUUCACUACAUUCUACCUUUUCUGGCCCAUGACAGAGUCUGCUUUCAUUAAUGGCGGAUCUGUUUAGUUCAGAAAUAAUGUACACGUCAUGGUUUUCUCAUGUCAGAUAAGCAGUCCUUUUACAAAGAAUCCAAAUGUUAUCCAUUCAAAUAAAAGUGGUUCUAGAUGAUGAAAUAAAAUGGCCCGUGAGUCCUUGGAAUUUUAAUUAAUAAAUAAAUACUGUUGUAUUUGUGCUUGCA
Messenger RNA from Cryptomeria japonica (Japanese cedar), 931 nucleotides. Its product is annotated as CASP-like protein 2A1. The coding region runs from base 11 to 625 and encodes 204 amino acids. The transcript has 3 exons. The record is from RefSeq and is a predicted model, not a curated record. NCBI's taxonomy places the organism in Eukaryota, Viridiplantae, Streptophyta, Pinopsida, Cupressales, Cupressaceae.